This is a messenger RNA of Alternaria incomplexa, 3249 nucleotides long. RefSeq lists its product as uncharacterized. Gene Ontology annotation, biological process: DNA alkylation repair; DNA repair. The coding region runs from base 1 to 3249 and encodes 1082 amino acids. Gene Ontology annotation, cellular component: nucleus. The transcript has a single exon. The record is from RefSeq and is a predicted model, not a curated record. Gene Ontology annotation, molecular function: dioxygenase activity. Lineage: Eukaryota; Fungi; Ascomycota; Dothideomycetes; Pleosporales; Pleosporaceae.
AUGGCGUCUUUGAUGGACCUUGUGUCCCAAAACCAACCCAAAUUCCAAACACACCAAGCCCUUGUUCUCGUUGGACUCCAGAACGACUUUGUGACAUCAGAAGGACGACUUCCCGUUGACACCCAGACGGGCUUUCUGGAGCGCAUCCAGACUUUGAUUCCGAAAUUCAGAGAGCUCAGCGGCAAUGUCAUUUGGGUCCAGACGCUGUACGAAGCCGAUCGCAUCGCGACUGGCGCCGACACGGGUGCGGGAGACACGCUUGUCGUAGAAGGGCUGCUCGACGGCGAGGAAAACAACAAUGAAGCUGAGGAAGAGUUAGCCAAGGAAGCAGCGUCGCUGCCAGCGCCCUCCAGAUCCUCAAAACACAAGGAACGCGCGCUAGCCCUGCUGAAACGCGUGUCAGCACGACGAAAGACGCUGCCAAAGGAAGUCGCAAAAGCCAAGGCUGAAGAAGACGACGAGCUGUUCCUGUUGAAGAGCGAGAAGAGAACGCCAGCAUGCGUACCCGACACGCGUGGCGCCGAGUUUGCAGAUGCUAUCGCGAAGCAGAUCGAGCUACCUGCAGACGUUGUGAUACAAACGACCAAUUACUCCGCCUUCCAGGGCACCGACAUGCUCAUAACACUGCGCGCAAGACUCAUUACCGAACUCUUCAUCUGCGGAUGCAUCACCAAUGUUUCUGUGCUUGCAACUGUCAUCGAUGCAGCGCGGCAUGGUGUCAAGAUUCAUGUCAUAGAAGACUGCUUGGGCUUCCGCAGGGAAAACCGACACGAACUGGCGCUGAAGCGCAUGGAAGAUUUCUUCAGCACGUAUUUGGUCAACAGUGAAGAGAUACUCAAGGAGGAUACGACGAUAAUUGCGACAAAGACAACAGCGCCUGCGGAUGGCGCGAAGAGCGAGCAGACUAUGGAGGAGCGUAUGGCUAAAUUGUCUCUCGCAAGGGACAUCAUAGAGAAGAGGGCUGCACAGGGUGCUGCAGGUGCCGCGGAAGAUAAGACAGAAGGGGACAAGCCGGAACUUGUCAAGUCGAAGGUUCGAAUGAGGAAGAAUAGGAAGAGCAAGAAGAAAGCGAAGGACAGAGAAGCAUCAAAGGAAGAUGGUGAAGAGGCGAAUGGCGAGCCGAGCACGACGGCGAACCAGGUUACGAAAGAUCCAUCUCCGCCAAUCACUACGGCACCGACAGUCAUACCACAGUCCGCAUCGGCUGAGCCUCAACGAAUGUCCAAGAUUGCAAAAGCUGGGAGUGUUGCAGAUUUGCGGCAGAAGGAUAGCAAGCAGCAUAUGCUGAAGAAUGCUAGCUCGGUACCUGCAUUGUCCGCGAAGGCUGGUGAUGAGAAGGAGAAAAACAGGUUGACUGAACUCUCGGAUCGCGUGCGCAUGUCACUCACUAGGGCACCAAAGUCUGAGUCGGGGUCUGAGUCAAAGAGAGGGUCCAUCAGUUCUGCAAAGCCUGCACCAACCACCCCGAAGCAAGACGACAGGGAAAUCAAGCUACCGACUGUAGAAGCUGCACGGCCAGAACAACCUCCUGUCAGCACGCCAGAAGCCAGUUCGCCAUCAUCAACAAAGACACCUACAAAAGCCGCAACGAUGGGUAAGCCGCCCAAGUUGCAGUCACUCGCAACGUUCCCCGUCCUAGGGCCUGGCGAUCACAUUGCAGAAGGCGACUCACGCAUCAUCCACGAUUUCUUCCCCGCCGACUACUUCCACCCGUCCGAACCAGCAAAACCACUCAAAGACACCAUCUUCACCCAACUCUACAACGAAGUCCGAUGGCAAAAGAUGCUCCACCAACAAGGCGAAGUACCCCGUCUAGUAUGCUGCCAGGGCGCCUUCGGCGACGACGGCUCAAUGCCCGUAUACCGGCACCCAUCCGACCAAACCCUGCCCCUAAUGCGCUUCUCCCCCAAAGUCCACGUCAUACGAAAGCGCGCCGAGGCGCUCGUCGGCCACCCAUUAAACCACGUGCUAAUCCAACUCUACCGCUCCGGCAACGACUUCAUCUCCGAGCACUCGGACAAGACGCUCGACAUCGCAAAAGGCUCCUCCAUCGUCAACGUAAGCUUCGGUUCGCAACGCACGAUGCGGCUCCGCACCAAGAAAGCCGAAUCACAAGCAAAACCAGAAGAAGAAGAAGAAGACCCCUCACCCGCGUCCUCACCACGCUCAACCCAGCGCGUCCACCUCCCCCAUAACUCCAUGUUCACCCUCGGCCUCGCCUCAAACGCAAAAUGGCUCCACGGCAUCCAGCCCGACAAGCGCCUGCCCGCCGAACGCAGCGAAACGGAAAACGCAUAUGGAGGCAUACGCAUCAGUCUGACGUUCCGCCACAUAGCCACGUACCUCGAUUGCCGCAGCACCAUCAUCUGGGGCCAAGGCGCGACGUCGAAAACGCAACGCGACGCCGCUGAUAUCGUUGCGAAUGACGAGGCGGAGACGAAACGCCUCAUCACUGCGUUCAGCCGCGAGAAUCACAAUGUCGAGUUUGAGUGGGAGAAGUGGUAUGGUGAGGGGUUUGAUGUUUUGCACCUCCAUGAGCCGCCGGGUGACGAUACACCGCUGCUUUUCCUGUCGAACAACAGCCUGGAGAAUGAUCAAGUGCUUAUCUGUCUAGCGGAAUCGAAAGUGCCCUAUACGGUUGUUGAAGCACCAAACCUCGACCCGUCGUUUGAACAAAACCGCCAAAUCACCUUCCGGGAUGUCGACGUCCAGCAUUCAGAGAUUCACACGCCGAUGGGUAUAUUACUGUGCCUAGACCGAUAUCACCCCCUCGAUAAAAGCCAUUCUGCGAAUUUGGCUACUGCGAAUGCGUUUCCUAUCAUACUAUUAGCAUCAGAGAUCUUGCGGGUUUGGCGGAAUCAGCAGAACCCGCGGAGAAGUGGAGGAACCGAGGGGAGUGGAGAAAUACGGGGGGAUACUACUCCUACUUCUACUCCUACUACUCCUACUCCUACUACCACCACCACCAACUUCGCCUUACAGAACCUCCUAGCGCGUCUAGAAGAAACUGUAGAGAGGAACGGGGGACCGUUUGUAGCGGGGAGUAGGUUUAGUAUUGCGGAUGCGUUUGUUUGGCCGGUUGUACAUGGGUUGGUUGGGGAGUGGCAGGGCUGGGAGGAGGCACGAUUUGCGAAGCUGGAUGAGUGGUAUCGCGGGUGUUGGAAGAGGAAGGCGUGUGUUAAGAAGGUGGCGGAGAGGUUGGCUGUGUCGGGGAAGGGGAAGGUUGGCGGGGAGGAGGGGAAGGAGUAG